This is a messenger RNA of Dipodomys ordii (Ord's kangaroo rat), 3564 nucleotides long. It is a transcript of the gene Nfkb1, whose product is annotated as nuclear factor of kappa light polypeptide gene enhancer in B-cells 1. The coding region runs from base 3 to 2927 and encodes 974 amino acids. Gene Ontology annotation, cellular component: cytoplasm. The transcript is spliced from 23 exons. Gene Ontology annotation, biological process: canonical NF-kappaB signal transduction; cellular response to stress; innate immune response. Lineage: Eukaryota; Metazoa; Chordata; Mammalia; Rodentia; Heteromyidae. Gene Ontology annotation, molecular function: RNA polymerase II cis-regulatory region sequence-specific DNA binding; protein binding; DNA-binding transcription factor activity, RNA polymerase II-specific. The record is from RefSeq and is a predicted model, not a curated record.
GAAUGGCUGAAGACAAUCCAUACGGAGGGACUGGACAAAUCUUUCAUUUGAAUACUUUAUCACAUACAAUGUUUAACACAGAAUUAUUUCCACCUGAGAUGCCACUGUCAACAGAUGGCCCAUUCCUUCAAAUAUUAGAACAACCUAAACAGAGAGGAUUUCGUUUCCGUUAUGUAUGUGAAGGCCCCUCCCACGGCGGACUUCCAGGCGCAUCUAGUGAGAAGAACAAAAAGUCCUAUCCCCAAGUCAAAAUUUGCAACUACGUGGGACCUGCCAAGGUGAUUGUUCAGCUGGUCACAAAUGGGAAAAAUAUCCACCUGCAUGCGCACAGCCUGGUGGGAAAGCACUGCGAAGACGGCAUCUGCACGGUGACGGCAGGCCCAAAGGACAUGGUCGUGGGCUUUGCAAACCUGGGAAUCCUUCAUGUGACAAAGAAAAAAGUAUUUGAAACACUGGAAGCGCGAAUGACAGAUGCAUGCAUAAGGGGCUACAACCCUGGCCUGUUGGUGCAUCCUGAGCUGGCCUACCUGCAAGCAGAAGGUGGAGGAGACCGGCAGCUUACAGAUGGGGAGAAGGAGCUUAUCCGCCAGGCCGCCCUCCAGCAGACCAAGGAGAUGGAUCUGAGCGUGGUGCGCCUCAUGUUCACAGCUUUCCUUCCGGACAGCACGGGCAGCUUCACCCGGCGCCUGGAACCCGUGAUCUCAGACGCCAUCUACGACAGCAAAGCCCCCAAUGCAUCCAACUUGAAGAUUGUAAGGAUGGACAGGACGGCCGGAUGUGUCACCGGAGGGGAAGAGAUCUAUCUCCUCUGUGACAAAGUUCAGAAAGAUGACAUCCAGAUUCGAUUUUAUGAAGAGGAGGAAAACGGUGGAGUCUGGGAGGGAUUUGGAGAUUUUUCUCCCACAGAUGUUCAUAGACAAUUUGCUAUUGUCUUCAAAACUCCAAAGUAUAAAGAUGUGAACAUCACAAAACCAGCUUCUGUGUUUGUCCAACUUCGAAGGAAAUCUGACCUGGAAACUAGUGAACCCAAACCUUUUCUCUACUACCCUGAAAUCAAAGAUAAAGAGGAAGUGCAGAGGAAGCGGCAGAAGCUCAUGCCCAACUUUUCGGAUAGUUUCGGUGGUGGCAGUGCGGGAGCUGGAGGCAGAGGCAUGUUUGGGACAGGAGGUGGAGGAGGAAGUUCUGGAAGCCCCGGUCCAGGGUAUGGCUUUCCACAUUACGGAUUUCCCACGUAUGGAGGGAUUACCUUUCAUCCUGGAUCCACCAAAUCCAGUGCUGGGAUGAACCAUGGAACCAUAAACACUGAAUAUAAAGACAGAUCUGAAGGUGAUGGCAAGUGUGAGGACAGAGAGACUGCACAUGUCCCUGGGAAAGAAAGUGAAAUCCCAGAACAAGAUAAUGAGCCGGGCAAAUCCAGAAGCAGCAAUGAUGGGGUUACUCUGGCCGACUUGGUGGGAACAAAGGAAGAGGAUACUGGUGGGUUUCAAGAUCAUCUCUUCCUGGAGAAGGCGAUGCAGUUGGCCAAGCGGCAUGCCAAUGCUCUCUUCAACUACGCGGUGACGGGAGAUGUAAAGAUGCUGCUAGCUGUCCAGCGCCAUCUGACCACAGUGCAGGAUGAGAAUGGGGACAGUGUCUUACAUUUAGCCAUCAUCCACCUCCAUGUCCAGCUUGUAAGGGAUCUGCUAGCAGUUACAUCUGGCUUGAUUUCUGAUGACAUUAUCAACAUGAGAAACGACCUGUACCAGACCCCCUUGCACUUGGCAGUGAUCACUAAGCAGGAAGAUGUGGUGGAGGACUUGCUGAGGGCCGGGGCUGACCUGAGCCUUCUGGACCGUCUGGGUAACUCUGUCUUGCACCUAGCCGCCAAAGAAGGACAUGAUCAAAUUCUCAAUAUCUUACUCAAGCACAAGAAGGCAGCUCCUCUUAUUGACCACCCCAAUGGGGAAGGUCUGAACGCCAUUCACAUAGCCGUGCUGAGCAACAGCCUGCCGUGUCUUCUGUUGCUGGUGGCGGCGGGAGCGGACGUCAACGCUCCCGAGCAGAAGGCUGGGCGCACAGCGCUGCACCUGGCUGUGGAACAGGACAACAUCUCCUUGGCGGGCUGCCUGCUCCUGGAGGGCGAUGCCCACGUGGAUAGCACCACCUUCGAUGGAACUACACCCCUGCACAUAGCAGCUGGGAGAGGCUCCACCAGGCUGGCAGCGCUCCUCAAAGCAGCAGGAGCAGACCCCCUGGUAGAGAACUUUGAGCCUCUCUAUGAUCCGGAUGACUCCUGGGAGAAGGCUGGAGAGGACGAGGGAGUCGUGCCCGGAACCACACCUCUAGAUAUGGCUGCCAACUGGCAGGUCUUUGAGAUAUUAAAUGGGAAACCCUAUGAGCCAGAGGUCACCGCUGAUGAUUUGCCGCCACAAGGAGACAUGAAACAGCUGGCUGAAAAUGCAAAGCUGCAGCUCUACAAGUUGCUGGAAAUUCCUGAUCCAGACAAAAACUGGGCUACGCUGGCACAGAAGCUGGGGCUGGGGAUCCUUAACAACGCCUUCAGGCUGAGCCCCGCCCCUUCAAAAACACUGAUGGACAACUACGAGGUCUCUGGAGGGACCGUCAGAGAGCUGGUGGAGGCCCUGCAGCAGAUGGGCUACACGGAGGCCAUUGAGGUGAUCCAGGCGGCUCUCUGUACCUCAGCGACCCCAGCCUCCAGCCCUGUGAAGCCCACCAGUCAGGCCCACAUGCUGCCUCCCUCGCCUUCCUCUGUGAGACGGCACAUAGAUGAGCUCCAGGACGACAGCAUCUGUGACAGCGGAGUGGAGACGUCCUUCUACAAACUCAGCUUCACAGAAUCUCUGACCAGCGGCGGUGGCUCGUUGCUAACUCUGAACAAAAUUCCCCACGAAUACCGACAGGAAGGACCCAUCGAGGGCAAAAUUUAACCCACCGGCCAUUUCCCUCACGGGUAAACCAAAGCCCUAAAAUGUCACUCUUAUCAUCCCAAAGAAGGAAGGGAAAGUGCAUCCAGAGGUGCUCGAGAGGAGCAGACCCACUGCCCGGAUCAUUCUGGAUUUCAUUCAUGGUCUUCUACACUUGGCUUCCUUCCAUGAAUUGUAGUGGUUUCACGUACAGAUAGAAUCUAACCAUCACAGCCCGCGGCUGAGCUGCAGCUGCAUGGAGGUGAGGUCGCUUCCUGAGCUUUUCCAGAUGCUUCGGGGAUUCCAGCUGUUUUCUGUUGCUGCACCUGCUGCUCCAUCCCAUUGUCAUUCAGAGGUAUCCUGUCCCUACCUGGAUUCUUUCUCACCAUCCACAGCACUCAGUUAUACAUUCAGAAUAAUGAGAGAGAGAGAGAGAGAGAAAUAGUUUAAAAUCAAAGUCACUGGCGUGCAAUUUUUUUUUAAAAAAAAAGGCUUAUUGCUUUUUCUAAUGUGCUUGCCACUGGGAUUUGAGAAACAUGGACUUAGCGAUAUUUAAACGUGGCUACAAUCAGUGCUGAAAAUGGUAUUUUCCCCUUUUUCUGCAUUUUUUGCUAUUGUAAAUAUUUUUUUAGAUCAAAUACUUUAAGGGAAAAAAUGUUGG